This is a messenger RNA of Lethenteron reissneri (Far Eastern brook lamprey), 4097 nucleotides long. RefSeq names its product rho-related GTP-binding protein RhoQ-like. Lineage: Eukaryota; Metazoa; Chordata; Hyperoartia; Petromyzontiformes; Petromyzontidae. The record is from RefSeq and is a predicted model, not a curated record. Gene Ontology annotation, molecular function: GTP binding; GTPase activity. Gene Ontology annotation, biological process: small GTPase-mediated signal transduction.
UGUGUCCGGGCGCGGCUGUGGCGCCGUGCCGCGACUCGCGGGGUCACGGCCUCCCCUGUUGCUCCUCCUCGCUCGGGGCUGGGCAAUUCGGCUUCCUGCGACGAGGGAGCGAGCGAGAGGGAUUCGUCUCUCUCCCACACCGAGCGAGAGAGAGAGAGAGUUCUUUACUCUCACGCGGUCAGAUCCUUUCCCCAAUCCUCCGACGAGAGUGCCGUCUGGCAUCCACAGCGAGGGGCUCUGCACUCUCCUGGCCGAGCCGGUGCCACCCCCCGCCCCCCCGAGCCGGCGCACUCCAAGCGAGAGGUCCCCUCGCUCUGCUCACCCCGUGGGCUCUCCGCGCUGCUGCUCGACACCCCGGCGAGAACGCAACUCUCACGAUGAUGCGCCUGGAGGGGGAGCGGGGAGUCCCGUGCGGGGACAAACCGCGCUCUGCGUAAAAAGUCGCCGCGCUCCACCGCGCUCGCCCGAGGUCCCCUCCGUGGAGAAGCCGGGCAGGAAAAGGGUGGACCGCCGAGUGCAUCGCGUCCCGAUCCACUUCGCUUCGGCUUGGUUCGGAGCGCCCCCCCCCCCUCCUCUGCCGGGUGGGUUGGGGAGGUCAAUGGCGAGGAGGGCGGACGCGCGCAGCCUCAUCCGCCUCCGACAGUCGGACGAGGGCGAGGGGGGCCCGGGCGGGGGAAUCGUCGAGGCAGGGUCCACGGGGGUCGCUCAGCGCUCGCCCGAGCUGCUCAAGUGCGUGGUGGUGGGAGACGGGGCCGUGGGCAAGACGUGCCUCAUCAUGAGCUACGCCAACGACGCCUUCCCGGAACAGUACGUGCCAACCGUGUUCGACCACUACGCAGUGAAUGUGAAAGUUGGUGGAAGUUGCUAUCUCCUGGCUCUCUAUGACACGGCGGGACAGGAGGACUAUCACCAGCUCCGGCCUCUCUCGUACCCAAACACGGACAUGUUCAUGAUCUGCUUCUCAGUGGUGAACCCGGCCUCCUACCACAACGUCAAGGAGGAGUGGGUCCCAGAGCUGAGGGCCUGUUGUCCAGACGUGCCAUACCUCCUGGUCGGCACGCAGAUUGAUCUGCGAGAUGCAACCAAAACCCUCAUGAGACUCAAAGAGCUGAAGGAGAAGCCUAUGACUCACCAACAAGGAGUGAAGCUCGCAAAGCAGAUAGGUGCGCACUGCUACUUGGAGUGCUCGGCGCUCACUCAGAAGGGGCUCAAGGCUGUGUUUGACGAGGCCAUCCUGACCAUUCUGCAGAGGAAAAAAUGCAAGCGCUCGACGCGUUGCCGCUGCUGCACCAUCACGUGAGUGGGCCCACGUCCGCGACAAGGAUUGUCGGCGGCACACGGACAAGUGCAGACGCUGUAGGAGGUGGCAAUUCCUGACAAUCCGAGUAGCGCUAAGCUGGAGAUGAAGCUUCUGAAGCCGAUCACAGCAUUUAACAAUAUUCGAUGACUGCACCGUGAGCAGUGAAUGCUCGGCUUUCAAAAGCUCUAAAGAUGAGAAGUUCAUGAAAGGUUGAUUUAGACAGGGAAAAGAAGACGAUGCAUAGUGCUCAUAUCAUUUUAAUUAAACCUUCGGUCAUAGCUGUGUUGAGUUUCAUUUUUACAAAUGAAACAUUUCAAUCUGAAUAUUUAAAAUAUGGUGUAUGUGUUGUGCUUCGACAUGACUUGCAUUGAAAUAUGUACAAGAGCUGUUGGUGUUUCAAGGUUUCACUUUGACAUCUGAAAAUGUUAUAUUGUAACGUUUUCUGGAAUCUGAUAUUUUAUUCAGUAUUCAAUUUUACGAGAAAUUGUAAGCUCUUUUUACUUAGCAUAUGGCAUUGUUUUAACAGCACAUUAUUUGAGACGUUUUCUGAAGGAAAUGAAAAUUCCAUUGGAACUUUUUUCUAUGUAUUUGACAAUAGAGUUUGUUACAAUGCAAUCAUUUAAAUAAAACGCCCUUGUUGUUUGAAAAUGACGUGAUGUCCUCAUGAAGCGAUAUUAUCGAUCCAGGGCUGAGUGCAUUUAUGCCGUGCACAUUUUAUGCAAUGCGAUGUUCAAAAAAUAAAUCCUCUAUUUUUUUGUAGAAUCGAAUGUUUUGUGCCGUGGUGCCUUUGAUACCUUUGUAAGAUGAUGUUUCUCCUCGAAGAAGAGUUUGGAAGCUAGUGAAAGUGAAAAUAAAGUUAUAUUUUAUACGUAUCGUGACACUUAUGCAUUUGUGUUUUAAGGAUCCAUUAAACCAGUGAUUCUUAACCUCUACUGCAGCCUUGCACCCCUUUGGUUCUCAAUCGCAAAAAAAAAUGUUAGUAAAUACAAAGGUUUGAUGAAACAAAGUAGUUGUACAUACGUGCCCGUGUUUAAUUUGUGUUUCGAUUAUUUACCUUCUAAAACAAUCUGGCAUGUCUCGCACUCCCAUGAAGGGCACCCCAGGUUGAAAUAAAAUAAAGACACAAUGAAAACACAAUAAUUGAGCCACUUUCUGCCGUGUAGAUUGCUGCCGUGUUUGUAUAUGCCAUCAAAUAUGCUGCUGAUGCUGUUGUUUGUUAUUUUGCUCGUGCUUUGUAAUAUCACAACUCGGUGCUCUGCUGCCGUACAGGCCUCUGUCUAUGAUCCUGUCGCUUUGCCAAUGUGCCAUUCAACUUGAGUGAAGCCGCUCUUCGCCCUCGAGAGGUUUCUUGUGUCAAGAGCUCUCUGCUGCCGGCGCUGAGGGCGCGUUCCCUGGGUUCUUUGUCGUCGGAUGUUCACCGGUGACUCUUGACGUGGCACCUCCUUAGCCCUGAUGUUGCCAUCGCUGCCGCCGCAUCAUCGUUGCUGCGCCUUCUCCGUCGACCCUGAACGACUGCGUUGUUGUGACACAACGGCAGCCCCACCGCUCCACGUGCUCAGCACAAAUGAGACUUUCUACCUCCCCCCCCACCGCAGCUCGUUAAAGUCACAUCGAGCAGAUGAAACAAAAAGUCGUUGCCGCUGGCUACUGAGGAAGUAGCGACGCCAGGCCCAGCCCUGGUACGCUCUGGCUAAUUGUGGGGAGUCGAAGUGGAGAGCGCACCAUGUGUGACCGCCACAAGGCAUGGCUCCAGGUUUUUUCUUAAAAAAAACAACAACAUGUGCUCUCAAAGAAAUUAUGCUUUUUUUAUGACACAGUGGAACACUUUUCUUGAAUAAUAUUUGUCAAUGCUAAAUAGGCAUGUUUUUACUCAAUUAAAUAAUCCCACGUGUUAGGCAUUGUGUGCAAACGACUUGUAAAUGUUUAAAUGCAGUGUAGCAUACGGUCACUUGCAGCACUCGGUUACAAAUAUCGCUUUAAAGAAAUCCCACGUUUGCUAAACAUUACGAGACAUUCACUUGAUUAUACCCAUUCACUACAGUAAAUGGCAUCAUCCUAUGCAUUAUGUACACCAACACACACGUGUUUCUGUAGGGUCAACACUACGGUGUUGACCCUACGGUGUUGACCCUACAGUGCACAUAUCUCUCAUGCAGUGAACACCCUCCCGAUGCCUCGGCAGUGCUUGUGCUUAACCACAAAUAUUUAUUUAAAAGGACCACGAAACCAAAACACUUCUGCCAGCCUUCAUCAGCUAAUUAAUCCAUUUCGAAUGUUUGCUGUGUUAGAAUGUUAACAGCACCAAAUAUGAAAAAACUGUAUGGUAUUCAAACACUUUUAAGCAACACUGUAAAACAAAUAAAAAUAUUAUUUUCGAUGUGUCUAUGGCUGACGCAUUGUCUAUUUAUCUAUAUUUACACAUUACUUUCUGUCGUUAGGAAAAUGUGGCAUACACUGCUGUGAAUAUGAGCUAAUACCGACCGCAGUGCCAGAUUAAGCUUUGUAGCACAUGUUAUAAAAAAUAACACGUAAAUAUAACACUAAUUGUUAACUUGCAUAGUAAAGGAAUUGUAUUUUUUUAUUUGCUGUACAGCCAGAUAAUGACAAAUCGCUAACCUGAAACACCCAGUCGUUCAUAAAAGUUGAAGGCGGUACAGUACUAUAGUAAUAGAGCAAGUGCAGAAUCACUGAACCGGAAUUGAUAGCUCGAAAGCAUUUAGCGCGGGGCCCUUGAAAGUGCGGAGCCCGUAGCAUAUGCUGCUUCUGCUACUAGGAUAAUCUGGCACUGACCUACCGU